Messenger RNA from Penicillium argentinense, 1332 nucleotides. Its product is annotated as putative C2H2 finger domain protein. The transcript is spliced from 2 exons. Gene Ontology annotation, biological process: ribosomal large subunit biogenesis. Gene Ontology annotation, molecular function: nucleic acid binding; zinc ion binding. Bases 1 to 1332 code for a protein of 443 amino acids. The record is from RefSeq and is a predicted model, not a curated record. Gene Ontology annotation, cellular component: preribosome, large subunit precursor. NCBI's taxonomy places the organism in Eukaryota, Fungi, Ascomycota, Eurotiomycetes, Eurotiales, Aspergillaceae.
AUGUCGUCGAACACGCAGCAGACCGCUGCAUACACUUGUAACACAUGUCUGGUUGCUUUCCACCGCAGCGAUGCCCAGAGGGAUCAUAUGCGCAAGGACUGGCACUUGUACAACAUGAAGCGCCGCAUUGCCUCUCUCCCUCCCGUAUCCCUUGAAACAUUCAACGAGAAGGUUCUUGCCGCCAAAGCCACCUCCACAGAAGCUGCCGCCAAGGCUUCUUUCGAGAAAACCUGCCACGCCUGUCAGAAAACCUUCUACAGUGAAAACUCCUACCAAAACCAUGUCAAGAGCUCGAAGCAUAAACAGCGCGAGGCGCGUCUGCUCAAAGAAGGCGACGAUGCGUCUGUUAUGAGUUCCACAUUCUCCCUCGGAGAGCCCGUCAACAAGACCGAAGACUCCGAAGUGCACAAGGUCACCAAUGACCUGAAGUCCGCGACUAUUCAAGAGAAAGAGGAUGAGGAAGAUGAAGAGAUGACGACUGAUAAAACCUCGUUUUCCCCUUCGCAGUGUCUAUUCUGCCGUACCGAGUCGACCGACAUACAAGCCAAUAUCGAACACAUGUACAAGAACCACGGCAUGUUUAUUCCGGAGCGUGAAUAUCUGGUCAACCUCGAGGGUCUGGUACACUACCUCUACCGCAAGAUCAGCGAAAACUUUGAAUGCAUCUAUUGCCACGCUAUUCGAAACAACGCUGACGGUGCCAGAACCCACAUGCGUGACAAGGGACACUGCAUGAUUGCUUUCGAAUCAGAGGCGGAGCAGAUCGAGAUCGGCCAGUACUAUGACUUCCGGAGCACCUACUCUGACGGCGCAGACGAUGAUGAUGAAGAUGAGAUUAUGGUCGAGGAAGGCGGCGUCAAGAUCCAAGGCUCAGAGGGAGAUGACGAAGGCUGGGAGACUGAGACCUCGGCUUCUUCCGUCGAUGACGAUGAAACCCCUCACCGUAAAGCUCCUGUCGCCUGGUCAGAUGAGUACGAGCUUCACCUCCCAUCUGGAAAGAGUGUUGGCCAUCGUUCGCUUGCCAAAUAUUACCGUCAGAACCUGCACAAUUACCCCACAGCUGAAGAGCGUUUCGAGCGCCAGUUAGCGAUCGAGAAUGGCGAGAUUGAAGAGGAGGAGAAUUCCCGUGGCCGUAACCAGAAUCGUGCUGUCGUCUCUCGUGCCAAUGGCGGUAUGGGUAUGAUCGGCGCUACUGAGGCACAGAAACAAACGGCUCUUACUUCUGAGCGCCGCGAAAGAACCCGCAACCUCCGCCAAGAGAACAGGUAUCUCGCUCGUGUCCAACGGGCCAACAACCACCAGAAGCAUUACCGGGAUCCUCUCCUGCAGUGA